UAGCACUAGAUUCAAUCAUUCAUUAGAUCUAGACUCUAGAUCUAGAAUCUAAAUUACUUGAAUACUUGAUAUUUUUAUUUAGUGAAUUAUUAUUACAAUAUUAGAUCUAGAUCUAUGACUAUGAUCAAUUUUGAAUUUCAAUUUACUGUGUCAGACAGUUGAGUUGUGUGUCACCUGCGACUGUGUGAAGUGUGUCACCGUGUGUUAUUACUGUUAGAUCUAGAUCUGUGUUAAAUAAUAAUAUUAAUUAAAUUUAUAAAACAAAAUUGAUGCCUUACCUUGCAGCUAAGUACCUUGCUCAGAUAAUACUUGCUGGCACACAAGUAAUUGGUAAAGCUUUCGUUAGGGCAGUGAAACAAGAAUAUGCUGCCAGCCAGCAGGCCGCCAAAAAUGCAGGUGGGGGUCGUCAUGGGGCCAGAAAAGCAGCAGCUGACUCUGUUUCUGGAAUGACUUUACAGGAAGCCAAGCAAGUCCUAAAUUUAUCUGAUAUAACAGACACUCAAACAUUACUAAAAAAUUAUGAACAUCUCUUUGAAGUGAAUGACAAGUCUAAAGGAGGCUCUUUAUAUAUACAGUCAAAGGUUGUUAGGGCCAAGGAGAGGAUUGACAUGGAGUUGGCAAAUUUACAAAAGACACAAGCAGAAAAGGCAAGGCGGUCUGCAGAUGGUCCUCACUCUUGACACUGUGUUAGGGGAUUAAGCAUGAAUGACAUGAGUGAAUCUAAGUUGGGAUAUGUCAAACACGUUAGUGAUCUGUCAUUUUAUAAAUGGCAUGGUUGACUAUUUAGCUCACAUUUAAAACAGAAGUAGAAAAAGGGAAUGUUUCAUGUGAUACAGUUGUGUACCUUUGAACACUAAAAUAUUCAGGGAAUUUAUUGCACGCAUCUGUAGAUAAUGUGUGAGCUUAUAUCUCUGAGGUCAUGGAGUAUCAUUAUGGAAUUUAAAUAUUUCUUUUUAAUUUUAAAACAAACAUUAUACUUGGGUAGGUUGAAUAAAAGUGUCUGCUGUUGUCAGUAGAUAAAAUGCAGAAUGCACCUUUGUACUGAUUUAUUAACUAAUCAUUAUACAGAGACUUGUUUAUACUUAAAUUGGUAGUAAUUAAAGGUCAUGCUCAUAACUUGAAUGACUAAAGAAAGAAGUUUUCAAAAGGGAAAAGGUUUUAUUGCUUCUUUUUCCUUCGAAAUUCAUUCUGUGAUUGUUUAACAGUAUGAUUGUGUAAUUGUCACCUUAUGAUACAAUAUUGUCAUACUUAAAUUAAUCAUGAGUAUGUGUAAUUAUUAUCAUAUACAAUUGUACAAUUUUUUUUUAAAAAUGUUAAGUUUUUAAAGGUUACUUAAUAUUUCUGAUCUUUCAAAGUGUGUGUUCUUUGGUGCAUUUUGAGUAAAAAUAGCAUUUAAUCAACGUAUAAAUCAAUCUGAUAACAAAGCAGUAGUCUUUAAUAUAAACUUAAUUUUUUUUUUAUUUCUCAAACGUUUUGAAUAUUUCUUAUCUUCCAUUUUUUUUAACACAUUCAUUUAUUUAAUUUUCAUUGAAGGAAUUGUAUUUUUAAUCUAACAUUCUAAUCUCAUAAUAAACUCGUAAAUAUUGUUAUUGAUCAGAAAAAUGUGUGGUACAUCCACUGUAUAAUUUAGAUCUACAAUUUAUUUAAUAUAUGAAUAAUAAUUAUCAUUCACAGUCAAUUAUUGAAACCUAACCAUUGCUAAUGAAUUAUACAAUAUAUUAAUUUUAUAAUUAAUUUGAAAAAAAAAUGCUUUUUAUAUUGCUAGUAUCAGAAUAGAAGGGUGGACAUUUGCGUACCUGUUCAGAAUCUAUUCACUCUUAAUAUAACAGCUUAUUAGAAAUAAUGAUUGUAUCGUAAGACAUGGUUUGAACUUAGAGCAUUGCAUACCACACUUGUAAACUUUUUUUAAGCAAGCAUUUUCAGAACUUCUGUUGCAUUUUUGAUCUACUGAUGAUUAUGUUGACCUGUAAAUAAAAAACAGCAAUCAUAUAAUGUU
Molecule: messenger RNA, 1996 nt
Organism: Biomphalaria glabrata
Lineage: Eukaryota; Metazoa; Mollusca; Gastropoda; Planorbidae
Product: mitochondrial import inner membrane translocase subunit TIM16-like
Exons: 4
Coding region: 270-680 (136 amino acids)
Biological process (GO): protein import into mitochondrial matrix
Cellular component (GO): TIM23 mitochondrial import inner membrane translocase complex
Source: RefSeq, a predicted model, not a curated record